Molecule: messenger RNA, 2566 nt
Organism: Gordionus sp. m RMFG-2023
Lineage: Eukaryota; Metazoa; Nematomorpha; Gordioida; Chordodea; Parachordodidae
Exons: 9
Coding region: 307-2370 (687 amino acids)
Source: RefSeq, a predicted model, not a curated record
UAUCGCUUAUUUUGUUAAUUUUUGUUUUUUUUACAAUUAUUCAAUUUUUAUCAUUAUUCUUACUAUCAUUUUAUUUCUACGCACUUAUCGCGCUUUUUAUAAUCAUUUAAUAUAUUAUGUAUAAUUUUGAGAAUUCUUUACUGUGCUUAAUAUGUUAAUUAUUAAAUUUGUAAUCAUUUCUCUAUUAAAACCCUUAGUUAAUCCUUAAUAUGAUUGUAUUUUUAAUAUUUAUUAUGAGAAAAAAGCAUAAAUUUAAGAUCUUUUACUAUAUUAUAUUUUAGUGAGAUGACCUGAUUUUUGGAUGGUAUGGCUAAUGGAGUUAAUACAAAGUUGUCUGAAUUGGUUAAAAGUUUAAAUAAUGACAUUCAAGAUCAAAUAUCAAAUGAAUAUAAGGAUUUAAGGCUUAAUCACAAAUCACCCAUCCAAAUUGUAUCUAAAUUAAAUACUAUGGGCUAUGAAAAUAAUAAAAUUCUAGAGCUAGAAAAGCAAGCUCAUUCCUUAAAAAGAAAAUGUAAUUUGGAGCCUUUAUGCACUCCACCCAAGCAAUAUACUCCAUUAGUGUUGAAUUCUACAUUCAAAUCACCAUUAAAUGGCUUGGGAAAUUUUAAUGGAAAAAUUAUUAAUUUAAAAGAAAAUGGUGUUAAAAAUUUUUUACCAGAUUAUCAAAAUUUUGAUUGCACUGCUCAUAAAAUUACAAUACUUAACAAAUCUAUCAAUAAUUAUACCACUCUUCCAAAUUUUAACAUUACAUCUUUAUCAAACCUCAUUCAUUCAAUUAAUAGAAACAAGCCUAUAUCUGCAUUAUCAAAUUCUCCCACAAUAAAUAGUUAUCCUAAAUCAUAUCCACACAACUACUUAAUUCUCAACAAUGUAACAGAUUCUAAUAAAGCGAAAGCAGUCACUAGUCAAAUUAAUCUUUUUAAUCUAGCUAAGGGUACUUCUAUAACACAACUUAAUAUUAACCAAGAUGCUCAAGUUGCUAUACUACAAACUGAUAAUGGCCCAGCUCUUGUAAAUUUAUCACAGCUUUCAUUAAUUAAUAAUUCAAAAAUAAAUUCUACAUCUUUGAAUAAGAAUGAAGAUACUUCAAAUAUUACCAAUCAUAUUGAUAUUAAAUUGCAAAAUUUUACUUCUACAACAAUUUCAAAAUCUUUAUAUAAUGAAACAUAUUCCAAAAAUAUUUGCAAAUCAAAUCCAUUAAAUUCAAUCAUAAAAUUAUCACAAUUUAAAAAUGUUUUAAAAACAAAUACUAAAAAUAAAUUGACACCAAAUCCAAGUGAAUUGAAUAAUACCACACAAUUUACUACUUCAAAAUCUCUGGAAACAUCUAAAAAAUUUGUUAAUGAUUUUAAAACAAAUCCAUAUUUACAAUCACACUUUAUUUCAGAUGUCUAUUGUAAUUCCAAAAGAAUGCAUGUUCACUCACAAUUUUUACAUGAUCAAAAGUGUGUUACAGAACCAAAUAAAUUAAAAUUUUUAACUUUUAAAGAAGCUUGUCAAGGUUUAGUUCCUUACCAUGUUUACAAUUGUGAUAACAUCAUAUUAGAUAGAAAUGAAAAAAUAUUUGACUGUCUAAAUCAUGGAUUAUCAAUUAAGAAAAGCUCCUUAUUAUCAAAAUAUCAGCACCUUUUUUGGGAAAAAUGUUUGAAAUCAUCAAACACAUUAGAAGAUAUUUUAAUUGAUAGGUUAUGGCUUUCAUCUGAAAAGGAAAUUCUCUCCCAGGAUAAAACCAACUGUGAACAAAUAGGGCCUGAAUAUAUAAUAAACAUCUUAACACCUGAAAAGAUAACUCAAAUAUUAUACCCUAACUUCAAACCCGCAUUUCACGAAAAUAUUUUUACAACCCAAAACAACUUUGAAAAAUCCAAAGAUUUUAUUUUUGAAGGUAACACUUUUAAUAACUACGCCAAAGUUUCGACUUCCAAUGGCGCUAAUGUGGAAUGCGCACUAACAGACACCGCAAUAAAGAGUAUCCUAGAUCAUUCCAUAUUAGGACUUAGUAAAUACCCUAUAUUUAUCGAUCCAAAUAUAUCAAAUUACCAAGAUAAUAAUGAUAAUCAAAUCCAAGAACUCGUAUGCCCUUUGUCCGAAAAUUAUAACAUAUCUAAGAAUGGAACAGAUGAUAUUGAAUUGAUAAAUGCCCUCAAUUUAGUUGCACCUCAAUUUAACUACGACGAAAUGGAAAAUUGGGACAAAAACGAUGAUUGUCAAAUCCCAUCAUCACCCAUUUAUGGUUCUAAUACUUCAAAUAUUUGUGAUACUUACCAUGAUAUAUCUUCGAAUAUAGGUGAUGCCGAGUCAUCCCAUUUGGAUAUGAAUCUGUCUAUAGAUAUGGCCCUAGAAGAAGCCGUUAAUAGUAUAUUAUUUUAAAGAGAGCUCAGAAUUAUAUAUUAUAUAUUGACUCCGUUAAAUGCAAAAUAUUAUAUUUUAUUCAAUUUUUCUCGAUUCCAAUUCACAUACUGCAUUGCAUUUUGUUAUUUAUUAAACCCUAUAUUGUAAAAUAUUGAACUAUCUAAAUUUUAUAUAAUUCAUAUAAAUAUUAGCAAUAAAUUACUCGUAAUAAGUA